Molecule: messenger RNA, 345 nt
Organism: Coniosporium apollinis CBS 100218
Lineage: Eukaryota; Fungi; Ascomycota; Dothideomycetes
Exons: 3
Coding region: 1-345 (114 amino acids)
Biological process (GO): C-terminal protein lipidation; autophagy of mitochondrion; autophagosome assembly
Cellular component (GO): phagophore assembly site membrane; Atg12-Atg5-Atg16 complex; cytoplasm
Source: RefSeq, a predicted model, not a curated record
AUGGCCGCUUCUGUCGUCUUGACCAACCUCCCUAAAGAUACGCAUCGGGCGCUCGAUGGCGCAGGAGAGCUUGAGCAGGAGAAGAUAACCAUCCGCCUCCACCCCGUCGGCUCCGCCCCGCACCUCCGCCGCAAAGUCUUCACCAUCGCCUCGUCACGCAAGUUCGAAGCAGUCGUGCGCUUCCUGCGCAAGCAGCUUAGGCUACAAGACCAUGAGAGCUGCUUCUGCUACGUCAACCAGGUGUUCGCACCCUCCCUGGACGAGGGGGUGGGCAAUUUGUGGCGGUGCUUCAAGACCAAAGACGAGCUCGUGGUUGCUUACUCCAUCACUCCAGCCUUCGGGUGA